AUGGGCGACACGGGCUCUGCAGCGGCGGUCUCGGCCAAUGAAGAUCCGCCUGUAGCGCGCGUUUCGGCGUCAGGAGCGCCGUUGUUAGCGCCUCGCGUGCCGCCCUUCCCGGCUGUGCGAGCGCGAAUCACCCACGUGAUAUUUGACCUAGACGGCACGCUUAUUGACUCUGAGAGAGUGGUGACGGAGGUGUCAAGGCAAGUGGUGGAGGGGCAUGGCAAGGCGUGGACGGGGGAGGGCGCGGAGCAGUGCGUGGGGAGGCUGCCUAUCGAAGGGGCGAGGGCGCUGGUGCAGCUGUAUGGACUGCCUUGCUCCCCUGAGGAGUUUCUGCAGGCGCUACUAGAGCAGCUUCAAGGCAGGUGGGCGUUUUUCCAUCCCCAUGAUCAUCCUCCUUCACCUCUCCCACUAAUCCCCCCUCUCUUUUCUCCUCCCCUACCUACUCUCCACCCGCUCUUCCCUAUUCUCCCCCCUCUUUCCCCCUCCCCUCCCCCCACGCCCCUCUCCACUACCCCCCUCCUUUCUCCUCCCUACUCUCCUCCCGCUCUUCCCCUCUCUCUCCCCAUCCCCCGCCCCCGUUCCCCUCCCCACUUCCCUUCCCUUCCCACUCCCCUUUCCCACAAUGAUUGA
This is a messenger RNA of Closterium sp. NIES-65, 627 nucleotides long. The record is from the annotation of a GenBank genome assembly. Lineage: Eukaryota; Viridiplantae; Streptophyta; Zygnematophyceae; Desmidiales; Closteriaceae.